UAUAAUAACGCAUUUUCAGUUUGUGUUUUGCGUGGGGCCGCGCGGGGGGUCGCCGUGGCGGAUGACACGCGGCGCGUGUAGUGAUUUAUGCGACGGAUUUUGGACAGCAACGUGAGCGCGUGCAGCGUGCAUGAUGGCGCGCGGCGGUGAUGAGCCGUUUCCCAGCGACCGCAGCCUCCGUCCCCCCCGCAGUCGCCCGCUCCGUCUGUGAGCUGAGCAUGCCAGCGCGUCCGCAGCGCUCUCCCGGCCCCACGCACCAGCUCCAAACAUGUAUUUCCACAGACGAUCGAAGAAGAUUCACAGCGAAGGAGAGCAGUUAGUGUUGACCCCCAUUAGCCAGGACUGUGCGCUCGGCGAGGACCCUCCCCUGGGGGCCAGGAUGCGCUCCCAUCUCACUGACAGCUUUGAUAAAAGACCCGCUUGCUCGUCCGCUGGGUACCGCAAGGCAGAAGAUGAGAUGUCGGGAACCACGUCGCAGGCGGACCCGAUAGACCCGGCGGCUCGGACGGUCCUUCUCAACCAGCCGCAGAUAACAAAGUUCUGUGACAACCACGUCAGCACGACAAAGUAUGGGGUCCUGACGUUCCUGCCUCGCUUCCUGUAUGAGCAGAUCCGCCGUGCAGCCAACGCCUUCUUCCUGUUCAUCGCUCUGAUGCAGCAAAUCCCGGACGUGUCUCCCACGGGCCGGUACACCACACUGGUGCCUCUCAUCUUCAUCCUGACCGUCGCCGGAAUCAAGGAGAUCAUCGAGGACUAUAAGAGACACAAGGCAGACAACACUGUCAACAAGAAGAAGACAACAGUGCUGCGGAAUGGAACAUGGCAGACAAUAAUCUGGAAGCAGGUGGCAGUUGGAGACAUUGUGAAGGUCACCAAUGGCCAGCAUCUCCCUGCUGACAUGGUUAUUGUGUCCUCCAGUGAGCCUCAGGCCAUGUGCUACACUGAGACCUCCAACCUGGACGGAGAGACCAACCUGAAGAUCCGACAGGGGCUCUCCAUCACUGCAGGUAUUCAGUCUCAGGAGGAGCUGAUGAGUUUGGCAGGACGGCUGGAGUGUGAGGGACCCAACAGACACCUGUACGACUUCACCGGGACCCUGAGGCUGGACAACCAGAACCCUGUUCCUCUGGGCCCGGACCAAGUGCUGCUGCGAGGCGCCCAGCUAAGGAACACCCAGUGGGUUGUGGGAAUUGUAGUCUACACUGGACAUGAUUCCAAGCUCAUGCAGAACUCCACCAAGGCCCCUCUGAAGCGCUCCAACGUGGAGAGAGUCACCAACAUGCAGAUCCUGGUGCUGUUCUGCAUCCUCCUGGUGAUGGCGCUAGUGAGCUCCAUCGGAGCAGCCAUCUGGAACAAGCAGCAUACUGAGGAAGCCUGCUGGUACCUGUCCCGCGCAGGUGAUAUUUCCACCAACUUCUGGUACAAUCUGCUGACCUUCAUCAUCCUGUACAACAACCUGAUCCCCAUCAGUUUGCUGGUCACCCUGGAGGUGGUACGCUUCACACAGGCCCUGUUCAUCAACUGGGAUGUGGAGAUGUACUACGCAGAGACAGACACACCUGCCAUGGCCCGCACCUCCAACCUCAACGAGGAGCUGGGACAGGUGAGGUACCUGUUCUCUGACAAGACGGGGACUCUCACCUGCAACAUCAUGCACUUCAGGAAGUGCACCAUCGCAGGCAUCACGUAUGGGCACUUCCCAGACCUAGACUGUGAUCGUUCCAUGGAGGACUUCAGCCAUCUUCCCUCCAGCAGUCAUAACUCCACAGAGUUUGAUGACCCGGCCCUUAUUCAGAACAUUGAGAAGAAUCACCCCACUUCUCCUCAGAUCUGUGAGUUUCUCACCAUGAUGGCUGUGUGCCACACUGUCGUUCCUGAGCGAGAGGGAGACCAGAUCAUCUUCCAGGCCUCGUCCCCAGAUGAAGGUGCUCUGGUUAAAGGAGCAAAGAGUUUGGGCUUCGUCUUCACUGCCAGGACGCCUCACUCUGUGAUCAUCGAAGCGAGGGGGAAGGAGCAGAGCUACGAGCUGCUCAACGUGCUGGAGUUCUCCAGUAACCGUAAGCGCAUGUCUGUAGUGGUCAGAACUCCCAACGGGAAACUGCGUCUCUACUGCAAAGGAGCAGAUAAUGUGAUCUUUGAGCGUUUAGCAGCAGACUCCCAGUACAAAGAGCUCACUGUGUCACACCUGGAGCAGUUCGCCACUGAAGGUUUGCGCACUCUGUGCUUUGCGUAUGUGGAUCUGGAGGAGGGUGCGUACCAGGAGUGGCUGAAGGAGUAUAACCGCGUCAGCACUGUGCUGAAGGACCGAGCCGUCAAACUGGAGGAGUGCUUCGAGCUGCUGGAGAAGAAUCUGAUCCUUCUCGGGGCCACAGCUAUAGAGGACAAGCUGCAGGCUGGAGUCCCAGAGACCAUCGCCACCCUCAUGAGGGCCCACAUCAAGAUCUGGGUCCUGACCGGGGACAAGCAGGAGACUGCCAUCAACAUUGGUUAUUCCUGCCGGCUGGUGUCGCAUGGAAUGUCCCUCAUCGUUGUGAAUGAGGAUUCGCUCGAUGCGACCCGUGCGGCUCUGACAGCACACUGCGCGGCGCUGGGAGACUCUCUGGGGAAGGAGAAUGAGCUGGCGCUGAUCAUCGAUGGACAGACGCUGAAAUACGCUCUCUCCUUCGAAGUGCGGCAGGCCUUCCUGGACCUGGCGCUGUCCUGCAAAGCUGUCAUCUGCUGCAGGGUGUCCCCCCUGCAGAAGUCGGAGAUCGUGGACAUGGUGAAGAGGCACGUGAAGGCCAUCACUCUGGCCAUCGGAGAUGGGGCCAAUGAUGUGGGCAUGAUCCAGACGGCCCACGUGGGCGUGGGCAUCAGCGGCAAUGAAGGCAUGCAGGCCACCAACUCCUCCGACUACUCCAUCGCCCAGUUUUCCUAUCUGGAGAAGCUGCUGCUGGUUCACGGCUCGUGGAGUUAUAACCGUGUCACCAAGUGCAUCCUGUAUUGCUUCUACAAGAACGUGGUGCUGUACAUCAUCGAGCUCUGGUUUGCCUUUGUGAACGGCUUCUCUGGCCAGAUCCUGUUUGAGCGAUGGUGCAUUGGCCUCUACAAUGUGAUCUUCACAGCACUCCCUCCCUUCACGUUGGGGAUAUUUGACCGUCCCUGCAGUCAGCAGAACAUGCUGCGCUUCCCUCAGCUGUACCGCAUCACACAGAACGCAGACGGGUUCAAUACCAAGGUGUUUUGGGGUCACUGUAUCAAUGCGCUGGUUCACUCCAUCAUUCUCUUCUGGUUCCCACUCAAAGUUCUGGAACACGACUCUGUUUUCGAUAGUGGCCACGGCACUGACUACUUGUUUGUUGGGAAUAUCGUCUACACAUAUGUGGUGGUAACAGUGUGUCUGAAGGCUGGCAUGGAGACCACCGCCUGGACCAGGUUCAGCCACCUGGCAGUGUGGGGCAGCAUGCUUCUGUGGAUGCUCUUCUUUGCUGUGUACUCCGCUAUCUGGCCCACCAUCCCCAUCGCCCCUGACAUGCUGGGACAGGCCGGCCGUGUCAUGCAGUGCUGGAGUUUCUGGCUGGGACUGAUUCUGGUGCCAGCAGCCUGCCUGCUGAAGGAUGUGGCAUUCAGAGCGGGGCGCCGCACCUUCAGGAAGUCUCUGCUGGAGGAGGUGCAGGAGCUGGAGGCACGGGCGGUGGACCCGGGCGCAGCCGUGCUGAGGGACGCCAGCGGCCGCAGUCUGAACGAACGUGCCCAUCUGCUGACCCGUGUCUUUAGGAAAGCCCCCUCCAGCCUGGGACGCUCCAACUCAGUCCAGCAGACCGUCUCACACGGCUAUGCGUUCUCGCAGGAGGAGCACGGGGCGGUGUCUCAGUCCCAGGUGGUGCGCUCCUAUGACACUACCCGCCAGCGCCCGAGCGUGUAGCCCCACCCCGCCCUGCCCACCUGGCCCCG
Megalops cyprinoides (Indo-Pacific tarpon) is the source of this 3933-nucleotide messenger RNA. It is a transcript of the gene atp8a2, whose product is annotated as ATPase phospholipid transporting 8A2. The transcript is spliced from 38 exons. Gene Ontology annotation, biological process: neuron development; phospholipid translocation. The record is from RefSeq and is a predicted model, not a curated record. Lineage: Eukaryota; Metazoa; Chordata; Actinopteri; Elopiformes; Megalopidae. Gene Ontology annotation, cellular component: plasma membrane. Gene Ontology annotation, molecular function: ATPase-coupled intramembrane lipid carrier activity; ATP binding; ATP hydrolysis activity. The coding region runs from base 269 to 3904 and encodes 1211 amino acids.